Puntigrus tetrazona (Sumatra barb) is the source of this 9216-nucleotide messenger RNA. RefSeq names its product E3 SUMO-protein ligase RanBP2-like. NCBI's taxonomy places the organism in Eukaryota, Metazoa, Chordata, Actinopteri, Cypriniformes, Cyprinidae. The record is from RefSeq and is a predicted model, not a curated record. Gene Ontology annotation, biological process: NLS-bearing protein import into nucleus; protein folding; protein peptidyl-prolyl isomerization. Gene Ontology annotation, molecular function: GTPase activator activity; peptidyl-prolyl cis-trans isomerase activity; protein binding. Gene Ontology annotation, cellular component: cytoplasm; nuclear pore.
CGGGGGAAAUUGCGCCAUUGCUCGGUCGUGCGUUAUUCGCGCGUGAACAGAGAGUGAUCGGAACCGCUGAACCGCGCUUCAAUGAUCAACUUCUGAAACAGAGACGAAGAGUUUGUGACAGCAGCCAUGAGGCGGACUAAAGCGGACGUGGAGCGCUACAUCUCUUCAGUUCAGAGCGCCUCUCCCUCGCAGAAAGCGAGGCCAGUCAAAGGAUUUCUGUUUGCUAAGCUAUACUUUGAGGCGAAGGAGUAUGAGCUGGCUAAAAGACAUGUUUCAGAGUAUCUGAGCGUCCAGCCGAAGGAUCCUAAAGCGCACAAGUUCCUCGGGCAGCUGUUUGAGCGUGAUGGAGAAACGGACAAAGCCGUGGGAUGUUACAAGCGCUCGGUGGAUCUGAACCCGGCUCAGCACGAUCUGGUCCUGAAGGUGGCCGAGCUGCUGUGCAGUAAAGCCGAGCACGACAGCCGAGCCGAGUUCUGGGUGGAGAAAGCGUCCAGGCUCCUGCCGGGACACCCGGGCGUCUUCGAUCUGAGGGAGAAGCUUCUGAGCGCUCAGAGCGGCUCUAACCAGCUGUACGAGCUGCUGCAGUCGGAGCUCAAGCUGCGGCCCGCAGACACCUACAUUAACCACAAGCUGGUGCAGCUCUACAGCGCCGAGGGCCGGCACCAGGACGCUGUCAAACACUGCCUUGCCGUGGAGAAGGCCGGCGUCCUGAGACACUGUCUGGAGUGGUACCAGCUGUUGGUCAGCACCCUGCAGGAGUAUCUCCGCCAGCCGAGCGUGUCCUCGAACGAACAGGCAUCACGCAAGUUUCACAAAGAGUUGCUGCUGGCUCAGUGCAGCUGUGUGAGACUGACACUAAUGAUGAAGGACUGUGAGGAGAGCACCGCUGCACUCAAGAGUUUCGACUGUGCAAUGCAGGAUCUAAAGAACACGGCCACAAAUACGGCCGAUGAGCUGGCGGAGGUGUUUACGGAGAUGAGGGCGCACCUGUACUUGUCUGCCGGGACACUGCUGCUGAAGAGGGCGCAGGAAGGGUCACAGCAGUGGAGGACCGUGCUGCAUCUGUCUGCUCUCUGUUAUCUCGUAGCCUAUCAGGCUCCGAGACCCAAAGUCAAGAGCUUGAAGAGCGAGCAGGCGUCUCAUGAGCCUCUGGAGCUGCUGGCCUGUGAUCGUCAGAGUCAGGCGGGCCACAUGCUGCUGAACCUGAGCCGGGACGUGGAGCAGCUGCUGAAGGAUGUGGUGGAGGCGUUCGGGAACCGGAGUGGCCCAGGUUUUCUAUUUGAGCAGCUGUUCGGCUCUCAGAAGCAGCAGCAGCCCUCCUUUAUCUGCAGCGAUGACAUUCACGUCCUCCAUGUACAGGCGCCCAAAGCUGCCGAUCUGGCCAAGUGGGACAGUGGAGCGGUGCUGCAGCAUGCCGGUGAUCUGCAGCAGCUGGCGUGGCUCGGCCUGCAGUGGGUGCUCAUGGGUCAAAGCGCGAGUCUGCAGGACUGGCUCAAGCAGCUCUUCCCUCGCCUCACACUCGAGACCUCCAAACUGGACACCAACACGCCGGAAUCCAUCUGCCUGCUGGACCUGGAGGUGUUCUUGUGUGGCGUGGUGUUCUGCUGUCAGACACAGCUGCAGGAGAGGGCAAAGAUGGAGUCUUGCUCUCAGCUGUACGAGCCGCGCUGUCUGCCGCUGCACAUCAUCAAGCUGCUGUCGUCUGACAGACAGAGAGAGUGGUGGGAUGCCGUCUACAGCCUGAUUCACAAGAGAGCGCAGCCCGGGACGUCUGCUAAACUGCGUCUGGUCGUUCAGCACGGUUUGGGCACGCUGCGCGCCAGAGAGAAACACGGCCUUCAGCCGGCUCUGCUCAUACACUGGGCUAAACAUCUCAGUGACACGGCUGAGCGGGUGAACUCCUACUACGAUCAGAAGGAGUACACUGGACGUAGUGUGCACUACUGGAAGGUGGUGAUCCCUCUGCUGGAGAAGGUCAAACACAAACGCAGCAUUCCUGAGCCCCUCCAGCCUAUGUUCAUGCACUUUCAGAGCAGAGACAUACAGCCUUCUCAGGUGCGAGUGUAUGAAGAAGAUGCCAUCAUAAGCUUCGCCACACUCCUUGACAUCGAAGGCAACACCGAGGAGGCCAUCGCGAAGCUGGAGCAGCUCAACAGCGUCUCGUCUAACUGGCAUCUGGCAAAGAUCUAUCAGAGACUGUCAGAGGAAGCAGGAAACGGACUCGAGGAGACUCAGGGCAGGUGCGCCAACUUCCUCCAGAAGUUCAGGAAAUACUUGACCAAGCUUUAUCAGGCCAAUGCAGACGAUAUGGAGAAGUUACCUGUAUCUAUGGAGGAGGUGAUGGAUUUGUUGAAUGAGGUCAACCAGCAGCUUGAAGAUGUUGGUGAGGUGGAGGAAGAUCAGGUGGACUAUCCUGUGACAUCCAGCCCCGGUCAGCCCGCUGAAGGCCAUGUUAAAUUCUCCACUCCUUCGCCAUCCAAGAGUGUCACCUCACCGUCUAAAAGAUCUGUGUUCUCCCCCAAAACACCUCCUCACUGGGUGGAGGACCAGAAGUCUCUGCUGCAGAUGUUAUGCCAGCAGGUCGAGGCAUUGAAGAAUGAGGUUCAUGACCUGCGCCAUAAUUCUUCAGAUGCAACAGCUUCCUCAUAUAGGAUGUAUCGAGACAACUAUACAGCAGAAGGACUUCAGGAAACAUUUCCUCCAGCACAGACAUUCCACGGUGUUCCUCUCACUGUUGCUACUACAGGUCCAUCUGUGUACUACAAUCAGUCUCCAGCAUAUAAUUCGCAGUAUCUUCUGCGCACUGCUGCAAAUGUCACACCGACAAAGGGCCCAGUAUAUGGGAUGAAUCGUCUUCCUCCACAGCAGCAUAUGUAUGGCUACCAACAAUCAACACACACUCCACCUCUCCAGUCAACACCUGCAUGCAUGUAUCCUCAAGAGCAGGUCUUUGGUCCUCCCAUCCGGUUUGAGUCACCAGCUACAUCAUUGCUCCCGUACAGUGAGGAUUAUUACGGUCACAAUGUUCCUCAGCCCACAGUCAAUCCAACAUUGCCAGAGCCUGGAUAUUUCACUAAGCCAUGUGCUGUUUCAUCCACACAGCCGUCCAAGAGCACUGAUAGCAAGCCUGCUGACCCCAAGAUCAAUUUUGGCUCUCAGUUUACAGGUGAACCUGCUAAGGUUCCCAACUUUGGAGGAGUAGCUGCUGUUCCAACAACAACGGCAACAGCAACAACUGCAUUCAAGUUCAACUCCAAUUUCAAGUCCAAUGAUGGUGAUUUCACCUUCUCCUCUGCUCAGGUGAAACAUAGCGAAAGCCUCUUGGGUCUUCUGACAUCAGAUAUUCCUCCCAAAGCAGAGGUUCUGUCAGAACCAAAACAUCAGACCCAAGAUCAGCAGUCUAGCCAGAGCGGAGUCUUUACCUUUGGCAGUAAAACUGCAGCAGGAUUUUCAUUCACUGAUGGUGCUCAGAACAAGAUGAGUAUUUUUGGCAACGCUGACCAAAGAUUUGGCUUUACAAGUGGAACCAAGCCGAUAUCAGGGAAUUCAGAGGCUCGGGAAGAGAAAAGUGGGGAAAGUGACAAUGAUAGCACCCACGUGGAGGAGGACGAGGAUGGGCCUCAUUUUGAGCCUAUUGUCCCUCUACCUGAUAAAGUCGAUGUGAAAACUGGUGAGGAGGAGGAAGAGGAGAUGUUCUGUAAGAGAGCAAAACUCUUCCGAUUUGACUCAGAGACUAAAGAGUGGAAAGAGAGGGGCAUUGGUAGUAUAAAAAUCCUUAAACACAAAACCUCUGGGAAAGUUCGUCUGUUGAUGAGGAGGGAACAGGUUCUGAAAAUCUGCGCAAAUCACUAUAUCACUGCCGACAUGGCCCUCAAACCAAAUGCUGGAUCGGACAAAUCCUGGGUGUGAUACGCUAUGGACUAUGCAGAUGAAAUGCCAAAAACGGAGCAGUUGGCCAUUCGUUUUAAAACGUCAGACGAGGCGGCACUGUUUAAAGUUAAAUUUGAGGAAGCUCAAAAGUUCCUUUUGGAAUCCCUACAAGAACCGCAAACUGAAAAGAAAAGUGAAACUCCACAGCCUCAGGUUUCAUCCAAAGAAGUGGAUCUCAAAGCCCUGUUUUCCAAGAAGGAGGGUGAAUGGGACUGUGAGGUGUGCUGUGUAAGAAACACUCCCACGUCUGCAGUGUGUGUGGCCUGCAGCAGUGCAGCUCCUUCUACAGCACCGGUCAAACCUGUAGAGGAACCCAAAGGCUCUGGUCCUAUGGCUCCUCCUGCCAAAUUGUUUUCAUUUGGACUCUCUGGAGAUUCAGCUAAGAACUCCACCAGCACUGAUGUCAUCGAGGGCUUCACGUUUGGAUCUCAAAUACCAGUUUCUUUUAAGUUUGGAUUUAAGGAUGCUGUUGGGACAUCUGCUGGCUUUGGACCUCAGGCUGAAAAGAAAACAGUUCAGGCUGAUGCACCACAACAAGAGAAAGUAUCAACAGCUCCAGCAGUCCCAUUUGGCACUGGAUUUGGUGCUCAGUUUGCCAAGAAAGAGGGUCAGUGGGACUGUGAGUCCUGCCUCGUGAGGAAUGAUGCCUCAGAAACUGAAUGUGUUGCGUGCAAAGCCCCCUGCAGCACUGUAAAAUCUAAUGCAACACCACAAGGUGGGCUAGCUGCCAUGUUUGCUAAAAAUGGACAGUGGGAUUGUGACACUUGCCUGGUAAGAAACCAAAGCUCAUCUAGCCAUUGUGUUUCAUGUCAGACAGCAAACCCAAAUCGAAAAAAGACCUCUUCUGCAUCGAGUUCCUCUUUUAGCUUCAGUUUUGGUAGUUCUAGUAGCCAACCUGCUGCGACAGGAUUUAAUGCCAAUUUCAAUGCAGGCACUGCUUUUAAGUUCGGCACAAGUAAGGAAAAAGUUUCUUCAGAAGGCUUUAAGUUUGAGUCCUCCACAACUGAUGCUGAAAAGUCAUCAGGCAGUUCUAGUUUUUCAUUUUCCAUGUCUGCACCUGUUGGCGGAUUUAAGUUUGGCAUUGCAGAUUCUGAGGCAAAACCAUCAGAUGAACAGUCCCAAAAUGGGUCUGCUUCUGACCUUCUCAAAAAUAUUGCUGAGCUUCACAAAGAGAAAGAAAAAGAGGCAGCCCCAAGUUCCUCAGAUCAGUCUGUAGAUACUGAUAGUCAUGAUAAUAAUCCCCUCUUUACUGGUAAGCCUGACUCCUGUAGUUUUGCUGACUUGGCAAAGUCACAAGGAAGUUUUCAGUUUGGCCAAAAAGAUCCCACUUUCAAAGGCUUUGAUGGGGCUGGCCAGCAGCUCUUUACCGGGUUUAAUUCUGGGCCCAAGACUGACAUCUCUGGUGAUCAAGAUGAUGACAUGUACAAAACUGAGGAGAAUGACGAUAUUCAGUUUGAACCUGUUGUUCAGAUGCCAGAGAAGGUUGACCUUGUUACAGGCGAAGAAGAUGAAAAAAUCUUGUAUUCACAGCGUGUCAAGCUCUUCAGAUUUGAUACAGAAACAAACCAAUGGAAGGAAAGAGGAGUCGGCAACCUUAAGCUUCUCAAGAAUAACCAGAACGGGAGACUGCGAAUUCUUAUGAGGAGAGAGCAAGUGUUGAAAGUGUGUGCUAAUCAUUGGAUAACAACCACAAUGAACUUAAAGCCCCUCUCUGGCUCGGAUCGAGCCUGGAUGUAACUGGCCAGUGACUUCUCAGAUGGAGAUGCAAAAUUAGAACAACUUGCAGCAAAAUUCAAGACACCAGAGCUUGCAGAAGAAUUCAAACUAAAAUUUGAGGAGUGUCAGCGACUGCUUUUGGAUAUUCCUUUGCAGACCCCUCACAAGCUUGUGAACACUGGCAGAACGGCCCAGCUCAUACAGAAAGCUGAAGAAAUGAAAUCUGGUCUUAAGGACCUCAAAUCAUUCUUGACUUACCAAAACAAGGAUGAGGAAAAUGCAGAUACAAGCCAUAGUACCUCUGCAGCUGUAGUGAAGCUCAACCCUGAUAGCACCGCACCCACUUUAGAGUGGGAUAAUUAUGAUUUAAGAGAGGAAGUGCAUGAGGACUACGCUAGCUCUGCUGUGGAUAAUACUCCUUCCCAGCCUGAUCCAGUAGCAAAAAAUUUAUUCCGCUUUGGUGAAUCAUCCACAGGGUUUAGUUUCAGCUUUCAGCCUAUUCUCAGUCCCUCUAAGUCUCCAUCUAAGCUAAACCAGAGCCAGGCUUCUGUCGGUGCGGAUGAUGAGCAGGAUGUGACGCAGGAGGAAGAGCGAGAUGGUCAGUACUUUGAGCCUGUUGUGCCACUGCCAGAUCUUGUGGAAGUCUCAACAGGAGAGGAGAAUGAACAAGUCCUCUUCAGUCACCGGGCUAAACUAUACCGCUACGAUAAAGAUCUUAGUCAGUGGAAGGAACGAGGUAUAGGGGAUCUUAAAAUACUGCAAAACCAUGAAACAAAGCGUGUCAGACUUGUGAUGAGACGGGACCAGGUCCUCAAACUGUGUGCAAACCAUUGGAUUGCUUCCAAUAUGAAGCUCAAGCCCAUGAAAGGAGCUGAGAAAGCGUGGAUCUGGAGUGCCUUUGAUUUUGCUGAAGGACAGGGCAAGGUGGAACAGCUGGCUGUUCGAUUUAAACUGCAGGAAACUGCAAGUGCUUUCAAAGAAAUCUUUGAAGAGGCAAAGACUGCACAGGAAGAAGACAAACUCUUAACCCCAUUUUCUGCCAGAAUACCUGCCUCCACCCAGGAGAUGCUUUGUGGCACAGCUGCAGUUGCUGUACUUGAGGAAAUCACAAAAGAACGUACUGGACUCUCUGAGGAAAGCAGUCCAAAACCGGAUCAUACCCCUCAAAGCACCAAGAUUGUGGUCUCUCCUCCAAAGUUUGUCUUUGGGUCAGACUCUGUGCAGAAGAUCUUUGGAAGCCCUUCUCCAUCAAAAGAGAAAUCCCCAGUUAUGAUUUCCAGUUCAAAAGAUGAGGACACAGGUGCCUCGAGACUGAAGACCUCUGCACCAGCAGUGACCAGUCAGUCAUCAGUUGGGACACCUUUCAGCAUACCAACAAGUUUGGAUUUUAGGCUUUUCAAAAAUAAUCCUAUGGCUUUUUGGACCUGCACAUCAGCCAACCAGUUUGAAGCCCAAGAGCAGAGGAGUGCUCAGGACAUGUCUGAUGAUGAUGAUGAUGAUGUUGCGAUAGUAUUUGAGCUGAAGCCGACGAGAGAACAAGCAGAGUUGGCUUCCAGGCUGAUGCUUCCUCCUACAUUCUUCUGUUACAAAAACCGUCCAGGAUACGUCAGCGACGAUGACGGCGAUGAUGAGGAUUUUGAAAGCGCAGUGAGGAAUCUGAAGGGGAAGCUGUAUGUGGAUGGAGCUGAUGGAGCGUCUGAUCACGACUCGGAGGUGACUCUGGUGUGGGAGAAGCGUCCGACUGCAGACGAGGAGCAGAGAGCCAGACGCCUCCUCCUGCCUCCUACCUUCCUCUGCGGCGUCAGCAGCGACUCCGAAGCAGAGACCGAGAGACCGGAUGACUUCAGCACUGAGCUCCAGAAGCUGAAGCAGGCCCAGCCGGUCUGUAGCACAGCACCUGCUCAGGACACACCGGUAAAGCCUUCCCAUGAUGCAGCAGCUGUGGAGACGAGCGGUAGCGGCACAGAUGAGCGUCAGACAGACACGCGUCCCAUCGACCUCUCCACCAAGAGAAGCAGUGAGAGCGAGUCCAGCACAGCUACAGGUCCGUCUUUUGGAUUCACAUCUGCAGGUGGCUUUUCAUUUGCAGAACUGGCACAUACGUCAGGUGAAUUUGCAUUUGGCAAAAAAGAUGAUAAUUUCUUGUGGUCAGGCGCGGGAGCCAGUUUUGGAAGCGCAGCGUCACAAACUGAAAGAGAGAAAUCCAGCCACGAAGCAGAAGAGGAGGGCAGUGACGACGAGACGCCCCGUAACGAGGAGAUCCACUUUGAGCCGAUCGUGUCUCUGCCCGAGGUGGAGGUGAGGUCUGGCGAGGAAGACGAGGAGAUCUUGUUCAGAGAACGAGCCAAGCUCUACCGCUGGGACCGGCAGCUCAACCAGUGGAAGGAGCGUGGCGUGGGAGACCUGAAGAUCCUCUUCCACCCGCUGAAGAAGAGCUACCGUCUGCUGAUGAGAAGAGAGCAGGUGCUUAAAGUCUGCGCCAACCACACGAUCAGCCAGAGCAUCGAGCUCAAGCCCAUGAACACCUCGGCUAACGCACUGGUGUGGACCGCCACCGACUACUCCGAGGGAGAUGGGAAAGUGGAGCAGCUGGCGGCUAAGUUUAAGACUCCAGAGCUGGCCGAGUCCUUCAGACAGGUCUUCACCGACUGCCAGAGCCGCAUGUCUCAGACCGACUCUGCUCAGACGUCUGCCGCCGCGCUGUCUCGAGACUCCAACCCUGUGGUGUUCUUUGACGUGGCUGUUGACGACCAGCCUGCUGGGAGAAUCCUCAUGGAGCUCUUUGCUCACAUCGUGCCCAGAACAGCAGAGAACUUCCGCCUUCUGUGUACGGGAGAGAAGGGCUUCGGUUACCGCCGCUCCAUCUUCCACAGGAUCAUCCCGGAAUUCAUGUGUCAGGGCGGUGAUAUCACCAACCAGGACGGGACGGGAGGGAAGUCCAUCUACGGAGGGAAGUUUGAGGACGAGAGCUUUGAGGUCAGGCACACUGGGCCGGGGCUGCUGUCCAUGGCCAACCGCGGCAGAGACACCAACAACUCGCAGUUCUUCAUCACUCUCAAAAAAGCAGAGCACUUGGACUUCAAGCACGUGGCCUUCGGAUUUGUCAAAGACGGCAUGGAUGUGGUGAGGAUGAUCGGAGAGAUGGGUGCUAAAGACGGGAAGCCCACAAAAACCAUCACCAUCUCAGAUUGUGGACAGAUUCUGUGAGCUUUUCUACACAAACUGCUGUUCAUCGUGUUUGAGACGGUGUUCCCUGAACUCUUGUGUAAAUCAGAACUUGUAUAUGCAGUGGUUUUAUUUUUGUCCUGUUUAUGUGUUAAUAAAGUGGACAGCACUAGUUGACAAUAAAAUUCAUGCAAAAAACAGAAACUUUAUUUUAUUAUAGUACUUGUUUACCCCAGAGUCUCCUCACGUUUACAGGGGCGUUAUUGGACGGAAUGUGAAUCUUUUGAAGACUUUCUUUGUUAAAUGUGUGUGUAUUUGGUUGAAGGUCACUUCACUGACUUGAGGUCCCACACAAACAGCCAUCUUCUUUGAAUUUGAGCAUAAAAUAAACUUCUGGCAACUUGA